AUGGCCACACAUGCCACCCACACUCCUCUCAUCUUGCUGUUGCUUGUGUCUUUGCUUUUGACACAUGUAUGGGCUAUAUCUCAACAAACUCCCUACGCAGCAGUUCUCUCAUCUUCAAGUCUCAGAAAGCUCUCGAAUGGAGACACAUUGGUUGGAGUACACACCUUUUUGACCCUCUUCGUGUGGAAGGACAGGGUAUUUAACAAUGUGUCCACAUCUAAUUCGUUCUUUUCUGAUUGGCUCGACAAACUCAAUUCUUCAUCAAGUGCUAUUGUUUUGACACGAGACGAUUUUAUUCAACUGAUGAUGAAGAAAAAAGGGGAGAUAACACAAGUAGGCACCUCCAUCAAAAUUGGAAUCGAAAACCACAACUUUGCCUCUUUUAAUGAGAUGCUGAAAUUUCAUAACUUGACAUCUGACACGUUACCCAUAACUGUUCGCAAAAUGAGGGUGUGGUCAGAGCCAUGUAGAAUAGGUAACGUAUUUGAACAACACGAUGCUGUUGUUAUGGAUCCUUAUGAUUUUGCUUUUUACUUGAGAACAUACAGAGAUCGAACACAACAGUCUACAACAGCAUCUCAAAAUUACCUCAAUACUAAUGAUUUCAUUCCAAUUCCUUUGAUUCCAAACACACUGAUAGUGAAGAGUGCUAAAAAUACAUGGUCCGACAAUACCAAUCUCCUCCAAAAUCAAACCAUGGGUUUAAUGUUUGAUUACGCGGAUAUGACAUGUCUAAAUGCUGACGUAGCAGAUGCACAAACCUAUCGAUUCUUGACAGGGUACUCUAAUUUCACUCAACAAGAUGCAGAGUUAGUUCGAUAUAUCUCUCGAAAAGCUAUUUCCUACGACUGGAGAGUGUAUAACCAUUACAUGCCUUUAUUUCUAGCCUCACAUAACUUGACUUCACCUAAUUGGAACUUGAAUGCUGUCGUAAGCUCUCUAUUUCCUUCCACAUGUCAUCCAUGUGGUACUGAUACUCUUUGUCUCUCCAAGAUCUUCCGGCCUGAAACAGAUUCUGGUAUAUUUCCCCAAUUCAUAAUUUUCAUACUCUAUUUCGUGCUAUUAUUUGCAACAGGAAGCUACAAAAUUCCAGCAUUUAAGAGAAGACUUCUUGUUCCUUACACACCAUUACUUCUAUUUAUUGUAUUUUUAAUGUUUUGCAAUUUUUUAGUGAGACUUUGCUCUCCAAUAUUCCAUUUUGUUUCAAUGAUCAUUUAUACAUGGUUUUUCCUAAUCUAUUUCUUUUCAGUAGUGCGAUUUUAUUAUUUGAGAAAUUUAUAUACAUUUAUUUCAAAGUCAAGGCAUAAAAAAUUGCUCAAAAUAUUGGCCACCAAUCGAGUUGGGUUGUUCAUCACAGGUUUUCUCUCAUUUAUGAUGAGUGUAGUAUUUUCUUCGAUUGGAAUUUAUAUUUUCUUUGGAAAUUCUAUUGAGGAGACUAAUACUUUCCGAGUAAUAUUUUUAUUCGUAAUUAUUAUUUUGGGCAGCAUACUUGCCUUAAUUGCAAUAUCAUUUGACAUUUUUGUAAAUAGAAAGAAGAUUAGACAAAAAGGGCUUUUUACUUUUCUAUUAUUUGACGACCCUUUUUAUGUGCGUAUUGAUUUAAUUUCCAUUAGCUUGGUCAUCAUUGUGGCCAUUCUUGUAAUAUUGGGCAACACUAUACCCGGAUUAGCAGAAGCAGCUACUUCAGGAGGUGCCAGCGCCAUACUCAACACAGUUCUUUGUAUUUGCUGUGUCAUGUUUUGUGGAGGAACAACACUCACCAUUGAAAUUGUCAAAAAGCUUAGAAAUCGAAAUGCAAAGAAAACCUCGACCGAACUUCAAGAUUUGCUCGCAGAAAAUAUUGACCUCUUGGAAUUACUCAAAGAAUAUGCCUCUAAAGAAUUUAGUAUUGAAAAUAUUGAACUCUUUUCAUUGUUGAAAUCCAUCAAAAGUGAAACGGUCUCACUUUCACAAUUAGAAGACAUUGAGAAGGAUUUUAUUGCUAAUUUUUCGAAAUAUGAAAUUAAUUUACCAUCCAGCACAAAACAUCACUUUUACAAGCUUCUUGAAGAGUGCAGAAAUGCAAAUCUCCAACAAGUAUCGACACAGAAAUUGUUCGACGUGAUUUGGAACGAAUUAAUCAUCAACAUUUUGGACACCUUUGGGCGCUUGGAACAAACAGCUCAAUAUAAGGAAUGGCUAUCGAUCAAGACAAUGCAAGAGAAUAGAGGCCUGAAAUAA
Naegleria lovaniensis is the source of this 2220-nucleotide messenger RNA. RefSeq lists its product as uncharacterized. Bases 1 to 2220 code for a protein of 739 amino acids. The transcript has a single exon. The record is from RefSeq and is a predicted model, not a curated record. Lineage: Eukaryota; Heterolobosea; Eutetramitea; Acrasida; Naegleriidae.